Rhea pennata is the source of this 1395-nucleotide messenger RNA. RefSeq names its product GSG1 like (gene GSG1L). Bases 1 to 1395 code for a protein of 464 amino acids. The transcript has 8 exons. Gene Ontology annotation, biological process: regulation of AMPA receptor activity. The record is from RefSeq and is a predicted model, not a curated record. NCBI's taxonomy places the organism in Eukaryota, Metazoa, Chordata, Aves, Rheiformes, Rheidae. Gene Ontology annotation, cellular component: plasma membrane; postsynaptic density membrane.
AUGAAGACAAAUCGAAGAUGCAGAGCCCUGCUAGCAGUGAGUCUGAACCUGAUGGCUCUCCUCUUCUCCACAACAGCUUUUAUCACGACCCACUGGUGUGAGGGCACACAGAGGGUCCCCAAGCCGAGCUGUGGGAAAGAGAAGAAGACAAACUGCCUCAACUACAGUGGGAAUGAGACUGCCAACGAGACAAACCAGAACGUGGUUCACUACAGCUGGGAGACGGGAGAUGACCGCUUCCUUUUCAGGUAUUUUCACACUGGAAUCUGGUACUCCUGUGAGGAAAAUAUCAAUACUGCCGGUGAAAAAUGUCGAAGUUUUAUUGACCUUGCCCCAGCUUCUGAAAAAGGUGUCCUGUGGCUGUCAGUAGUAUCUGAGGUGUUAUACAUCAUGCUGUUAGUCGUUGGAUUCAGCCUUAUGUGCCUAGAGCUCUUUCAUUCAAGCAGUGUGAUAGAUGGGCUCAAGUUAAAUGCCUUUGCUGCUGUCUUCACUGUGCUCUCAGGUCUCUUGGGGAUGGUGGCACACAUGAUGUAUACUCAAGUUUUCCAAGUGACAGUCAGCCUUGGGCCAGAGGACUGGAGACCACAUUCAUGGGACUAUGGAUGGUCCUUCUGUCUGGCAUGGGGUUCUUUCACCUGCUGCAUGGCGGCCUCCGUUACUACCUUGAACUCUUACACUAAGACUGUCAUUGAGUUCAGACACAAGCGCAAAAUCUUUGAGCAGGGCUUUCGAGAAGAGCAGAACUUCCUAGACCAGGAAGCCAUCAAGUACUUCAGAGAAAGGAAAAAAAUACACAGUGAGGGGAAAGCGGUCAGCGUGUGCCUCAGGCGAAAUCAGCAGAAAAGCACAAGGCCUCCAACAACAAAGACUCCUGAAGAUAGUUCCCAGUCUCCUGACUAUUCUAUUACUGAAUUAAAGACUACAGGAAAGGGUUUUGAAUCAGACCUGGAAGAUCCUGAUCACGAAAGGAGAUUUGUAACUGCAAAGGAAUUCCAAGCCAUUGAGGAAGAACUAGAAGAUGUAAAGGAAGAACUGAAAUGCUUGAAGUGGAAAGUGAGACACAUCGGUGAGACUGUGCAGCCCCUGGCAGAAGAUAGCAAGCGUUACAACGGCUACACCCUGACUGAGCUCAAGGCAAUGGUACAGUUUGAAGAUGAUCCUUACAAAGCUGCACACAAAAUCCUAACUGUGCUCUUCAGUGAUGUGUACUUACUACAACACUCAGUCACCGAACAGGCCUGCAACUCAAGAUCUCUGCCCAAGCCCAAAAUAGACCCCGAGUUGUACACAGUGUAUCGUGACAUUCUGAAAAGCAUAUUCCCUGGAAUUAGCAGUCAGACACUGAGGGAAGAGACACAUCACGUGCAGAAAAGGACCCAGAAAGAAGUGCAAUAA